Molecule: messenger RNA, 1086 nt
Organism: Anoplopoma fimbria (sablefish)
Lineage: Eukaryota; Metazoa; Chordata; Actinopteri; Perciformes; Anoplopomatidae
Product: group 3 secretory phospholipase A2-like
Exons: 5
Coding region: 1-1086 (361 amino acids)
Biological process (GO): arachidonate secretion; phospholipid metabolic process
Molecular function (GO): A2-type glycerophospholipase activity
Source: RefSeq, a predicted model, not a curated record
AUGUUAUCCAGAGGACAGCAUGUGAUCGCUUCAGGUCACUCCUGUCUCAGAUCGAGUCCCGCAGAACACGGACAGACACGCGUCACGUUUCUGCGAGAAGACGCGGCCGGUGCGCGCUCCCUGUACGUCAGCCUGUGGUCCGAGGACGCGGGACAGGUAACAUGCGAGAUAAACACCGAUCCAAACGUCACGGACAUAUAUAGAAGUCUUUGCGACCGGAGAGGCACCCAGGGGAAGGAAGUUACCCAGAGGUUUAAUACCAGCAUGCUGCUGUCUCCGGAUUCUCCAUGCGCGCUCGUCUCCUCCAAUGUGCCAAAGUUUACCAAGCGCACGAGAAGAGAUGGGACAGAAGUAAAGGUUCGGAGGAAGCGGGCCUGGAUCUUCCCGGGGACGCUGUGGUGCGGCACUGGCAGCAGAGCGGCCGGAUACGAACAGUUAGGGAUGUUUGAGAGUGCAGAUAGAUGUUGCCGAGAGCACGACCACUGCCUGCAUGUCAUCCUGUCAUUCACGAAGAAUUAUGGAGUCUUCAACUCUAACUUCUUUACCGUCUCACACUGUGACUGUGACCAAAGGUUUCGACAGUGCCUUCACGGUGUAAAUGAUUCCAUUUCCAGCAUGGUGGGCUACAGCUUCUUCAACAUCUUGCGGGUUCCCUGCUUUGAGUUUAAACAGCGGAGGCAAUGCACUGUGUGGAACUGGUGGGGAAUGUGUAAAGCAAACAAAAAGGCUCCCUAUGCUGUCUUCAGAGGCCCCCUCCCUUACUCUGAUGUUACAAGCAAUAAUGGGGACAGCACUGACAGCAACAUGGUAGCAACUGGCAAGGGGAAGAAUGUAACCGAAAGCUUAGUGAUCAACCCACACAAAAAGUCACUCAGAAAUGAACGUAGAUGUAACUCCAGAGACCCACCCAUAGGAGACACUUUCUACCUCAGAAGGACAAAGGGGAAAGGAUACAAUCAACUCCUGUGUGGAAGCCUCAAACGUCUGGAUGAAUGUAAAUACCACAUCCCUCCUUUGGAGAAGAAGUAUGAUCUGCAGAACGUGGAGUCAAAGACUGCAUACCACUGUGAUUGCACCAGCCGGUAA